Messenger RNA from Priceomyces carsonii, 1386 nucleotides. RefSeq lists its product as uncharacterized. The record is from RefSeq and is a predicted model, not a curated record. Bases 1 to 1386 code for a protein of 461 amino acids. Lineage: Eukaryota; Fungi; Ascomycota; Pichiomycetes; Serinales; Debaryomycetaceae. The transcript has a single exon. Gene Ontology annotation, molecular function: transaminase activity; pyridoxal phosphate binding. Gene Ontology annotation, cellular component: cytosol.
AUGACAGUAGAAGAACAGGAGUCAUAUGUUUUCCAAUCAAAGGUUGCCCAUAGGCAGCUUUCGGUUAUCAAAGGUAACGGUAUCAAAAUAACAUUUAAGGAUCCGAAAACUGGUAAAUGCACCGAAGCUCUUGAUGCAAUGACUGGCGCAGCUGUCGGUGCAUUAGGGUGGGGUGAUUCUGAAGUUGUUAACUUCAUCAACGAAGCUGCAAUGGCUACCACUUAUUCGUACCCAGGUUCGAUGAACAAUGAGUUCAGUGAGAAGUUAGCGAAGUUUUAUAUUGAUAAUUCUCCAAAGGGUGCCUUUGCAAGUGCUUUGUGGGUUACUUCAGGGUCUGAAGCAAAUGAAAAUGCAAUGAAGAUAAUAAGGCAAUAUCAUCUUGAAAAAAAGAAUUUUAAAAAAACAAAAUUUAUAUCCAGAAAUACUUCUUAUCAUGGCUUUACGCUUGGUGCACUUUCCAUUGGAAAUUCUGCAAGGUCAAAAAUGUUCCAAGAAAUUCUUUUGCCGACAUCGCAGUGCUUAAAGGUGGAACCUUGUUAUCCCUAUCGUAACAAGAAAAAGGGAGAGUCUCUUGAACAAUACGGAGACAGAUUAGUUGACGAAAUGGAAGAAUUGAUCUUAAAAGAGGACCCAGAUACUAUUGGUGGUGUUAUCGUUGAAACACUUCCAGGCUCCUCACUUGGAACUGUACCACCACCGGCAAAUUACUUGAAGGGUAUUAGAAAAUUGUGUAACAAGUACGAUAUAGUCUUCAUGGUUGAUGAAGUUAUGUGUGGCACGGGAAGAAUUAAUCCCAAUGGUAAAUUGAAUUGCUGGGAGAACUUUUUGACGCCGGAAGAAAGUCCUGACUUGCAAUCAGUGGGCAAAACUUUAGGCUCAGGUUAUGUCACUAUUGCUGGGGUAUUGAUUUCUCCAAAGGUUAAAAGGGCUUUUGUUGAAGGGUCUGGAUCUAUCAUUGGUGCACAAACAUAUUCCAGUCAUGCUUUUAACUGUUAUGUAGCCUUAAAAAUCCAAGAGCGGAUUAAGGAAUUGAAGUUGACUGAAAAUAUUUUCAACGUUGGUAAUUAUAUGGGAGAGAAAUUGAAAGACGCUUUGGCUGAUUCGAAAAUAGCUGGAGAUGUCAGGGGCCUUGGUGGAUUUUGGUCCGUCGAAUUAGUCAAAGACAGAGAUACGAAAGAAAGUUUUCCUGUUGGUUUAGACAUCGCCCAUCGUCUUCAAGAUAUUUGCUUAUCGAACGGAAUUACCGUAAUGGGAACCCAGGGAUGUAAUGCCGGAGUUGGUGAUAUAAUCAUGCUUGCACCUGCCUUCGUUAUCACGAAAGUUGAUGCAGAUAAUAUAGUUAGUAUUGUUGCGAAGUCUGUCAAAGAGUUGGAGGGCGAGUUGUAA